Acanthosepion pharaonis is the source of this 1170-nucleotide messenger RNA. The record is from the annotation of a GenBank genome assembly. NCBI's taxonomy places the organism in Eukaryota, Metazoa, Mollusca, Cephalopoda, Sepiida, Sepiidae.
AUGUUCAGAGAAAUGAAGGCGUCCCACUCAAUAAAUCAAUACGACACUUCUCGAAAUCCUCUAUUUGAUUUUUUUCAUACCAUAAGAUCCUGCCUGCCUGCCUGCCUGCCUAUCUAUCUAUCUAUCUAUCUAUCUCAUUCUGUUCAUAUCUAUCUAUCUAUCUAUCUCAUUCUGUUCAUAUCUAUCUAUCUAUCUAUCUAUCUAUCUAUCUAUCUAUCUAUCUAUCUAUCUCAUUCUUUUGUUCCUAUCUAUCUAUCUAUCUAUCUCAUUCUUUUGUUCCUAUCUAUCUAUCUAUCUAUCUAUCUAUCUAUCUAUCUAUCUAUCUAUCUAUCAGUCUGUUCAUUCUAUCUAUCUAUCUAUCUAUCUAUCUAUCUAUCUAUCUAUCUCAUUCUUUUGUUCCUAUCUAUCUAUCUAUCUAUCUAUCUAUCUAUCUAUCUAUCUAUCUAUCUAUCUAUCUAUCUCAGUCUGUUCCUAUCUAUCUAUCUAUCUAUCUAUCUCAAAUUGUUCAUAUCUGUCUCACACUAUUCAGCUAUCUCAUUGUUUUUAUAUCUAUAUCACCCCAUUAAUAUCUAUUUCAUAAUCUAUCUAUCUAUCUAUCUAUCUAUCUAUCUAUCUAUCUAUCUAUCCCAUUUUGCUUCAUAUCUAUCUAUCUAUCUAUCUAUCUAUCUAUCUAUCUAUCUAUCUAUCUCUAAGUCUUAUUUCGAAUUAACACUCACUAUCUAUCUAUCUAUCUAUCUAUCUAUCUAUCUCAGUCUGUUUCUAUCUAUAUAUGGCUUCUACCUCUCAUUUUCUCUCUAUCUAUCGAAAUCUGUUUCUAUCUAUCUAUCUAUCUAUCUAUCUAUCUAUCUAUCUAUCUAUCUAUCUAUCUAUCUAUCUCUGCUCUUCAUAUCUAUCUCAGUUUCUUCAUAUCUCCCUCUUUCUCUCUAUCUAUCUCAGUCUUUUUAUAGGAGUUAUCUUCAAUUAUUCUUUCUUUCUUUCUUUCUUUCUUUCUUUCUUUCUUUGCACUUGAAGUUAUCUACUGUUGCCAUCUCAUUCGAAUCUAAGUUCUUCGGUCUGUUUCUAUCUAUCUAUCUAGUCAUAUCUAUCACAGUCUAUUUCUUGCUAUCUAUCUAUCUAUCUAUCUAUCUAUCUAUAUACCACAAAAUGUAUCCUUUCCGUUUACAUAUUUAA